Molecule: messenger RNA, 1466 nt
Organism: Dendrobium catenatum
Lineage: Eukaryota; Viridiplantae; Streptophyta; Magnoliopsida; Asparagales; Orchidaceae
Product: probable protein S-acyltransferase 17
Exons: 10
Coding region: 259-1434 (391 amino acids)
Biological process (GO): peptidyl-L-cysteine S-palmitoylation; protein targeting to membrane
Cellular component (GO): Golgi apparatus; endoplasmic reticulum
Molecular function (GO): protein-cysteine S-palmitoyltransferase activity
Source: RefSeq, a predicted model, not a curated record
AUGUUCUCUUUCAACAAUUAUUCUGACAAAUCCAGCAUUCCUCUGAAAGCUAACAACCCUCACCUUCCCUUCCAUCUUGUUUUCUCAACCGAAACGUCCAGCAGAGCAGAGGGUUGGAAGUCUGCCUACACUUUUGCACGGGUUUCUGCAGUCCAAAUUCCCGAAGCAAUUGACGUUAUUCCCAUUUUGAAACCCUAAUCUCUUAUUCAGUUCUGAGACCGGUAGAAGUGAAGAAGCCAGGGCUCUUCUACGUGGACUAUGGGGCUGCAGUGGGCUCUGGCGGUGCACGGCGUCAUAACGUUGCUCGUUGUGGUUUCAUUUCUCUGCGGUCAUUGGCCCAUCUUCCAGGGCACAUUUGUCGAGCGAAUCCACUACUUCAUCACCUCCGGCGCCUACGAUUACUUUCUGAGAUUUGUUGCAAUCGUCUUUGGGUCCAAAGUGAGAAAUUCCUUUCUCAGAAUUGAGUAUUACUGCUGUGAUCGGCCAAAUCCAGUCUUACAGCUAUUGUACCUGGGCAUACUUGGGGGAACCUUUUAUAUCAUAGCAAAGUCAUCUUUCAGAUAUAUUCCUGGUGUCUAUGUGAAUGAACUGCACAAGUAUGCAAGCGUUUUGGCCGUUGGUGUGGGAGUAUUACUCUUUCUGUUGACUAGCUUUUCUGAUCCAGGAACCGUGAAUGCUAAGAAUGUUUCUCAAUACGUAUCUGCUUAUCCUUAUGACAACAUGCUCUAUGUCGAGAAGGAAUGCCCCACUUGCAAAAUUCCAAAGCCUGCUAGGUCCAAGCAUUGUGGCAUUUGUGAUAGAUGCGUUGCUCGGUUUGACCAUCAUUGUGGAUGGAUGAAUAAUUGCAUUGGAGAGAAAAAUGCUCGAUAUUUUAUGGCAUUUUUACUUUGGCAUGCACUUAUUAGUUUAUAUGGCGCUAUUGUCCUUUGCUUGAUUCUUGCUGGCCAAUUGAAAGAAAGGAAAAUCAUAUUAAUUUUAACAGUUUAUUAUGGCAUUGAUAAAUCAUUCUACAGUUUGUUUCCACAUGUCGUUCAGUGGCUAUUAAGUGCCCAUAACACACAGAUGCUUCUAAUUGUGUUCCUAACUGUGGUUUCCCUACUCCUGGCUGGUUUUUGUGUAUACCAUGCUCAACUUUGCCUCACAAACACGACGACAAAUGAGACAUUUAAGUGGCAAGAGUAUUUGGACUGGAGGAGGAAACUGAAUGAAGCCAAAGCAAGUGCUGCAGCAUUGAAGACCGCUCUACAUACUGUGAAUGGAGAAGUUAAGGCCCCUGAGAGCAAAUGCAGGCAAUUCUUUAAUAAAUCGCCCUUACAGAGUGAAAUCGCAGUUAAUAAGAAUAAUGUCUAUGACAAAGGAAUGCUUAGAAAUGCCCUUGAGAUCCUGGUUCCUAUAUCAGAGAGGCAGUCAUUUUUUCAUAGGAAAACCUUUUAGCAACUAAACCGAGCUCUACCUUCUGUUAUUUA